This is a messenger RNA of Acanthisitta chloris (rifleman), 2104 nucleotides long. RefSeq names its product GTPase activating Rap/RanGAP domain-like 3 (gene GARNL3). Gene Ontology annotation, cellular component: cytoplasm. Gene Ontology annotation, biological process: activation of GTPase activity; regulation of small GTPase mediated signal transduction. The annotation marks the transcript as partial. Gene Ontology annotation, molecular function: GTPase activator activity. The record is from RefSeq and is a predicted model, not a curated record. Lineage: Eukaryota; Metazoa; Chordata; Aves; Passeriformes; Acanthisittidae. The transcript has 22 exons.
AUGAAAUGUUUCUAUUCCAGCUCUGUCUCUGAAGAUUUGGGUGGCAGACGCGGAGAGUUCAGCAGAAAGCAUUACGGAUCUGUGGAGCUCCUUAUAUCUAGUGAUGCUGAUGGGGCCAUUCAAAAAGCUGGACGGUUCCGUGUGGAAAAUGGGUCCUCUGGUGAGAAUGCAGGCUGCACUCCGGGUACAUGGCACAGAACGGACGUGCAUCUGGAAAACCCAGAGUAUCAUACAAGAUGGUAUUUCAAAUAUUUUUUAGGGAAAGUUCAUCAGAAUUACAUAGGUACAGAUGCAGAGAAGAACCCUUUCUUUCUGUCCGUCGUACUGUCUGACCAAAAUAAUCAGCGCAUUCCUCAAUACCAUUCGAUCCUUUGGAGAAAAACGGGUACUCAGAAAAUAUGUCUCCCCUACAGUCCCACAAAAACAUUAUCAGUGAAAUCUAUAUUAAGUGCUAUGAGUCUUGAAAAAUUUGAGAAGAGCCCAAGGGAGAUUUUUCAUCCUGAGAUACAAAAGGAUUUAUUGGUUCUUGAAGAGCAAGAGGGAUCUGUGAAUUUUAAAUUUGGAGUCCUUUAUGCUAAGGAUGGUCAGCUUACAGAUGAUGAAAUGUUCAGCAAUGAAACCGGAAGUGAAAGCUUUCAAAGAUUUUUGCAUCUCUUGGGUGACACAAUUACUUUGAAAGGCUGGACAGGCUACAGAGGAGGACUGGACACUAAAAAUGAUACAACAGGAACCUGUUCUAUCUAUACAGUUUUUCAAGGGCAUGAAAUUAUGUUCCAUGUUUCAACCAUGCUACCAUAUUCUAGAGAGAACAAGCAGCAGGUAGAAAGGAAGCGACAUAUUGGAAAUGACAUUGUCACUAUCGUAUUUCAGGAAGGUGAAGAGUCUUCUCCAGCCUUCAAGCCAUCCAUGAUUCGCUCUCAUUUUACACAUAUUUUUGCUUUAGUGAGAUAUAAUAAGCAGAAUGAUAGUUACAGGCUGAAAAUAUUUUCAGAAGAAAGUGUUCCUCUCUUUGGGCCUCCCCUUCCAUCUCCACCUGUGUUUACAAAUCACCAGGAAUUCAGGGAUUUUGUGUUGGUGAAACUAAUAAAUGGUGAAAAAGCCACCUUGGAAACACCAACGUUUUCUCAGAAACGUCAGCGCACUCUAGACAUGCUGAUUCGCUCUUUAUACCAAGACAUGAUGCCUGACCUGCACAGGAACGUGCUCAAUAGAAGGUCCUUCAGUGAUGUGUUGCCAGAGUCCCCAAAAUCAACAAGGAAAAAAGAGGAAGCUCGACAAGCAGAGUUCGUUCGGCUUGGUCAGGCAUUGAAAUUGAAAACUACUGUGAAAGGGGACACCACAGCUAACUUGGCAACCACAAGCUUUUGUAAAAAGGAGCCUUGGGAAUCUCAAUCUUUCUGCAGUAAUUUUCCUCAUGAGGUUAUCUGUGCAGAUUCUUGGGGCCAGUCCUUGCUGGUUUCUACAGAUGCUGGCGUCUUGUUAAUAGAUGAUGGUCAACCAUCAGUGCAAGUAUUUGAUAAAACUCUCCAAAUGAAGCAGAUGCAUGUGUUGGAAGCUCUGGAUCUUUUGAUUGCCCAAACGGACAGAGGGAAAGACUCUCGUCUCCUUGUCUUCAGACUCAGUGCUGUCCAAAAAGAUAUAGAGACAAAGCAAAUGAUAAGAAACAAAUAUGACUGCAGAGAAAAUAAACUGGAGAGAACAAAAGGCUGCCAUUUGUAUGCCAUUAACACUCACCAUGGAAGUGAACUGAGGAUUGUUGUGGCUAUUCGGAACAAACUACUUCUCAUCACAAAGAAAUACAAUCCACACAACAGUGUCCCCAGCAGCUCUCUGCUAUCAUCUCCUGAAUCUCCAGUAGAGGAGUUCCAGUACAUCCGGGAAAUAUGCCUUUCUGACACUCCAGUGGUUAUGACGCUGGUGGAUGGACCUGCUGGAGACAGUGACAAUAUGAUCUGUGUAGCGUAUCGGCAUCAGUUUGAUUUAGUCAACGAGAGUACAGGGGAGUCCUAUAGAUUGCAUCACAUUGAAACAAACAAGGUUAAUUUUGUUGCAGCUAUUGAUGUAUAUGAAGAUGGUGAAGCUGGUCUACUGUUGUGUUACAACU